UUGACAUAACACCAAAGCCUCAAAUAGAGAAAAGGGGAAGCUCUAAUGGUUAAACGAAUUUUCAAAUCACUACUUCGUUUUGACUGCUUUUCUAUUGGAACAACUUCAUCAAAAAAGUACUUCCCUGAGGAAAUACUUGUGGACGUGCUCAUGAGGUUCACUGUUAAGUCUCUUGUUCGAUUCAAAUGUGUUUCGAAAUCGUGGAAGACAUUAAUCUCAGAUGAAUACUUUAAGGGGAAGCAUCGCAAUCAUGCAAAGAAUAAUAAAAAAAAUCUCGUUAGCCGAAUGGUCGUUGAUGUUGGUAUUGGUCAUUGGGAUUACAGUUGUUGUUUAUCUUCACCAUCAUCAUCUGCUCAACCAUUACAAAAGCUUGGUUGCCCAUCAAACCAUAAAAGUUAUGUAAUAUUAUGUUGUUGCGAUGGUUUGUCUCUUCUCCGGUGUCAUUCUGUUUGCUAUUUACUGUGGAAUCUAUCCACAAAUGAAUUUUCAGACACAACUGGCCGUACCACUACUUAUGGAUUGGGAUAUGACUCGAUUAGUGAUGACUAUAAGAUUCUUAUGGUUGCUAGUACUGCCAGACCACCCAAUAGAAUCAAACUUUUGGGUUGGCAUUUGUUCAUGCUGCAUUUCAUUGGAUCGUCAGAGGGGAUAAUUCAUCAUCCAAGUAUUUUGUCACUUCAUUUAAUAUAUCAAAUGAGACCGCACGGAGAGAUAUCAUUGCCAGAGCUCAAACAUCGGCGCUGCGAUUUUAGAUGUGUUGUUUCGGCGUUUGAUGAAAUGUUUUGUGUUUAUUCUACUUGCCAAGACGAUGGGGAGACGGAAACUUUAAAGUUAUGGGUAAUGAAAGAAUAUGGUGUCAAUGAAACUUGGACUCAAUUAUGUACUAUACGAGGCCCUCAUCUAUUAUUAGCCAAACCCUUAUUUACCAUACCAAAAUAUAUGUUUGCAGAGGGUGAAGUGCUACUCGGAUUUUGUACCGGCGGAUUUAGGACAUCCAAAGGAGCAUAUGAAUUGUUCACUGAAUAUCACGGACGGAAAGUUUGAUCUCUCCAAAAUUACGUAUUUAGUAUU
Molecule: messenger RNA, 1071 nt
Organism: Capsicum annuum
Lineage: Eukaryota; Viridiplantae; Streptophyta; Magnoliopsida; Solanales; Solanaceae
Exons: 1
Coding region: 46-1044 (332 amino acids)
Molecular function (GO): protein binding
Source: RefSeq, a predicted model, not a curated record